This is a messenger RNA of Lolium rigidum, 2629 nucleotides long. Its product is annotated as transport inhibitor response 1-like protein. The transcript has 3 exons. Gene Ontology annotation, cellular component: SCF ubiquitin ligase complex. NCBI's taxonomy places the organism in Eukaryota, Viridiplantae, Streptophyta, Magnoliopsida, Poales, Poaceae. The record is from RefSeq and is a predicted model, not a curated record. Bases 56 to 1900 code for a protein of 614 amino acids. Gene Ontology annotation, biological process: SCF-dependent proteasomal ubiquitin-dependent protein catabolic process.
ACCACCACCACCGAUCCCAUCACACUACUCCUCCUCCUCCUCCCCCGCCUCCGGCAUGAGCGAGGCGGCGGAGGAGCCGGACUCGCCGCCCACGCACAUGUCCGAGGACUCCAGCUCCUCCGGCGACAGGUGGACCCCGGAUCUGCGGGGCGGCAACGGCGGCGGGCCGCGCUCCGCGCCUCCCGACCAGGUCCUGGAGAACGUGCUCGAGAGCGUGCUCGAGUUCCUCACGGCGGCGCGCGACCGCAACGCGGCGUCGCUCGUCUGCCGCUCCUGGUACCGCGCCGAGGCGCAGACGCGGCGCGAGCUCUUCAUCGGCAACUGCUACGCCGUCUCCCCCGGCCGCGCCGUCCAGCGCUUCGCCGGCGUGCGCGCCGUCGUGCUCAAGGGCAAGCCGCGCUUCGCCGACUUCAGCCUCGUCCCCGAGGGCUGGGGCGCCUACGUGCAGCCGUGGGUGGCGGCGCUGGGCCGCGCAUACCCGCGCCUCGAGCGCAUCUGCCUCAAGCGGAUGACCGUCACCGACGACGACCUCGCGCUCGUCGCGCACUCCUUCCCGCUCUUCAAGGAGCUCUCGCUGGUGUGCUGUGACGGCUUCAGCACCCUCGGCCUCGCCAUCAUCGCCGAGCGGUGCCGGCAUCUGAGAGUUCUGGAACUAAUCGAGAACUCUGUGGAGGAUGAGGAGGACGCACUAGUGGAUUGGAUCUCCAAGUUCCCGGUGUCAAACACAUCAAUGGAGUCCCUCAUGUUUGACUGUGUUGGUGUCCCGUUCAACUUCGAGGCCCUGGAGGCCCUUGUGGCACGCUCGCCCUCUCUUCGUCGGCUGCGUGUGAACCACCAUGUUUCGGUGGAGCAGCUCCGCCGUCUCAUGGCACGAGCUCCACAGCUCACACACCUUGGCACUGGGUCCUUCCGGUCUGAGGCACCAGAAGGUGGGGGCAUGUCGGUGUCUGAACUUGUGCCCUCUUUCGCUGCCUCCAGGUCUAUUGUCUGCCUCUCAGGUUUCCGUGAGGUCAAUCCAGAAUACCUUCCAGCUAUAUACCCUGUGUGUGGUAACCUCACGUCCCUGAACUUUAGCUUUGCAAGCCUCAAUGCUGAUGAUCUCAUACCAGUCAUUCGCCAAUGCCACAAACUUCAGACGUUCUGGGUUCUUGAUACCGUGGGUGAUGAAGGCCUCCGGGCUGUGGCUGAGACGUGUUCCGAUCUUCGUGAGCUGCGAGUAUUUCCGCUGGAUGCAACUGAGGACUCUGAUGGGUCUGUGUCCGAUGUUGGUCUUCAGGCUAUCUCGGAAGGCUGUCGGAAGCUUGAAUACAUACUUUACUUUUGCCAGCGGAUGACAAAUACUGCUGUCAUAGCUAUGUCUAAGAACUGCCCUGACCUAGUGGUGUUCCGCCUUUGCAUUAUGGGUCGCCGCCGCCCUGAUCGUAUCACUGGGGAGCCCAUGGAUGAAGGCUUUGGCUCAAUAGUGAUGAACUGUAAGAAACUUACUCGUCUCUCUGUCUCUGGUCUUCUCACCGACAAGGCAUUUACAUACAUUGGAAAAUACGGCAAACUAAUAAAGACUCUGUCUCUUGCCUUCUCUGGGGACAGUGAUCUGUCACUUCAGUAUUUGUUUGAGGGAUGCACCAGGUUACAGAAGCUUGAGGUCAGAGAUAGCCCUUUCAGCGAUAAGGGAUUGCUUUCAGGUCUGGAUAGUUUCUACAACAUGAGGUUCCUGUGGAUGAAUUCAUGCAGUCUAACCACGAGGGGUUGUAGAGAGGUAGCUCAGCGGAUGCCUAACUUGGUGGUUGAAGUAAUUAGGGAGCAGGAUGAGAUGGAAACAGAGAAUGUUGAUAAGGUGUACCUCUACCGAUCACUAGCAGGGGCAAGGAGUGAUAAACCUAAAUUCGUGAAAGUUCUGUAGUCAUCUUUUGUCUUCUUGAAGUCUGGGUGCAAUUGGAAGCAGACCUUUCUUAUCCUAUUGACCUGAUCAUGGUGCUUGGUUUCCAUUGUUCCUGAUCGAACUAAUUAGCUGGUUUAGUCCGGAUCAAGUUAACUGGUGCCAGUGGAUGGAGGUUUCCUGCGGAUGGUUUUCAUGGUUUCGCAGGGAACGAUAAUGUGUCAUUCAGUGAAUUGAAGAAGCACAAAUAUGCUUUACCCCUCUUGUCGAAGUUCACUAAUUGCUUUGUUGACGAAGUGCAUUUGCUGCUGAAGGAGUUCUGUAACUUGGUAUAUACGUAUCUUCAUGACCAGCAUCUGCUACAUGAGACAGGUCAAGACAUUGAAAUCAUAAUUCGUCGUUGCACUUCCGCUGAUCCCAGUACUAUUACCUCAUAGAUGAGGAGCAAGUGUAGCAGGUUUUAGAUGGUUUCUUUUCCCUGGAGCCUCAAACAUUGGGUCUCUUUGUUGAAUUUUGCUCUGCUCGUCUAUUCAAAAGGAUCGGUGUUCCGUCAUCGGCUUCAUGUGUUGCCAAUAUCAACUGUGGUAAAAGUUUCACCUUUGUUUGUACUUUGUAGCCUCUGGAUGCUGGUUUUGUACACCUGUGUAGCCCUUUUUUAUCCCUUACUACAUUGUACCUUAUUUUCUGUUCUUAGUCGGAAAACUAGUGGAUGGCUUCAAAUUUUAAUGGCAGCAAUCUUGUUCUUUUAUCCUA